AUGGAGCAGAUGGGUUUGAAGAGAUCUGAGGUAUCGUUCAGGAGACAAGGAUCGUCGGGGCUUGUUUGGGACGACAGGUUCUUGUCAGGCGAGCUGAACAAGAUCGUGAAGCAACACGAGCAAGAACAGCAGGAGCAGGACAGGGACAACAAGGACGCGACCCGGCCUCCAAGAAUCAACGUGACUCCAGCGCUGGAUAGAAGCCAAUCCAACGGCGGCGGCGGCGGAGGCGGAGGAGGACGAGGCUACCGCACCUCCACGGGGAGGGUGUCGCCGGCGGUGGAGCCGCCGUCCCCGAGGGUCUCCGCCUGCGGGUUCUGCAGCGCUUUCAGGAAGCCGCCUCCUGCUCACCACAAGGCCAGGAAGCACGCCAACAAGCCCGGCAAGCGUAAGGCCAGAUGA
This is a messenger RNA of Eucalyptus grandis, 402 nucleotides long. RefSeq lists its product as hypothetical. NCBI's taxonomy places the organism in Eukaryota, Viridiplantae, Streptophyta, Magnoliopsida, Myrtales, Myrtaceae. Bases 1 to 402 code for a protein of 133 amino acids. The transcript has a single exon. The record is from RefSeq and is a predicted model, not a curated record.